CGACAGGUUUUCCUUCGUCUUCUACGAAAUAAUAGAAAAUUCUAAAUACGGUUUACCGAGUAUUUUAACUUAUUUAAAUAUGGACUGACGAAUAGACAGCGUUUCUUCAUUCUUGGUUUGUUUUACCUGUAACAACAAAUAUAGGUAUUUAGUGUUUAUCUCCAAGGACGGAUGUCUCGAUGACUUAGUUCGGCUGUAUUUGUGGCGUUGUGUGAGACUAUAGUUGCAUCGAUGGACUAUUAGGUUUAAUAAUGUUCUGGAUUGUGCGAUAAAAUAACAGCAUAUUUAUAAAUACAGAAAUUGCCAUUCAAGGAAUUUAUGUAAUGUAAAGCGCUGUGUACACGUUAUUCUGCAUAUUAUCUGAAAUUUUGGAAACAGAACAUACGAUUACCAAUGAUGAUUACUUGCUUUAAACAAGUCUGUAAUCAUACUAGGACAGAAAUUUAUGUGGAUUUGCUGUGAAGUCUGAAUAAAACCGCUAAUCUGAGAUUAGGAUGUACACAAUAGCUAUAGGAUUCCAUUAUUAUUUCCAUUUUGUCAUCAAUUACUGGAUAUUAGAAUUCCAUGGAAUUAUCGGAUAAUGAAUUCAAGUGUUUUGGAAAGCUAUCUGAAUAUAGGGACUACUGUGACCACAACUUCAACUUUAACAGUAUCCAAUACGAAUGCAACAAGUACGACACCAAUUAUACUAAUAAGUUCAGCUUCAACUGAGAGACCAGUUACCCUUGGGGCCGUUGGUCAAGGAGAUAAUAACGACAGCGUGAAAAUAGCUGUAGGUGUAUUAGUACCUCUCUUCAUUAUUUGCCUAAUAGCCAGUUUUAUUUUCUAUAAAUGGUACAGACGCAAAUAUCCAGUUAGAAUGAUCCUUGGAAGAGAAUUCGCUAAGUUUGAGAACCCAGAUUAUCUCAAUCGUGCUUCAACACUUUCUUUAGUUCGUGAUGAUGCAGACGAUUAUUUUUCUCGCGCCACAUCGAAAGCGACAUCUACAGUCAGUUUAGCUAAUCAUACCGCACACGAUAACCUAGCUUUCCAACACGACAAAAAUAAUUUAAACCCGUCGGACGAUGACUAUGACAUUGUAAAACGUAAAAGUUUUCUAUUUAAAAGCCUAGAAGAACACCGAGAUUGGAUGGAAACUGGGUUUGCCUCAGCCACUAGUUCACAAUCAUCUGUGUUCGAAUCUGUUCCAACAGAAAGCGACAAAGCUUCUGAAAUUUCAAACAACAAUUCAACUAGUGCCAAAGAACAAAUAAAUGUUCACCGUUCUCAAGAGGAACUGCAUAAUCUUAAAAACUCUAAUCAAAAUUUCCCCAAAGAUACCCCGAUAGAAACCAUCUUGGGCCAAGUGAAGGACAGAAGGUCCUUUACCGAUGAUCCAACGCUGGGUCGACAAAAAGACUAUGAUAGCGUUUCAUUGUCUAAAUACAGAUCCCAGUCAGCAGAUCCCAUAUCUCCAACACAAGUUUACACGGAAUUACAAGGUCAGAGGCCAGAAGAAGUUGUGAGUUUACAAUCAGACCAUUCCGUUUCUAGCGACUCCGAACCAACUGUUAACAUCAGUGAAGAACAAUUAGAAAAUAAUAGUGAUUUACCAAAGAACAUUAGAGGGGAUAGUGACGUUUCUAUAGUUAUAUCAGACGAAAUAGAUCUCGGUGUUAGUCCGUCUAUUAUCAUUGAGCAGGAGCAAAUUCAAAAUUCCAUCAGAAACAAAUCGCCAACGUCGGAAAAUGAAAAGAUAUAUGUUCUAAUGUAA
Molecule: messenger RNA, 1753 nt
Organism: Patella vulgata (common limpet)
Lineage: Eukaryota; Metazoa; Mollusca; Gastropoda; Patellidae
Exons: 3
Coding region: 581-1753 (390 amino acids)
Source: RefSeq, a predicted model, not a curated record